Molecule: messenger RNA, 2217 nt
Organism: Lodderomyces margitis
Lineage: Eukaryota; Fungi; Ascomycota; Pichiomycetes; Serinales; Debaryomycetaceae
Product: sodium:solute symporter family protein
Exons: 1
Coding region: 1-2217 (738 amino acids)
Biological process (GO): urea transmembrane transport
Cellular component (GO): plasma membrane
Molecular function (GO): urea transmembrane transporter activity
Source: RefSeq, a predicted model, not a curated record
AUGCAAGUGAAGGUGAAUCUUUUAGAUCCUUUUACUCAACCGUUAACUGUUUUUUUGUUUGUUUCAACGUACAAUAUCGCUGGCGAUAAUAGAUUAUUUAUUUAUAACCAAACUAAAGUUUACAGAAGUCGAGUUGUUUCAGAAAUGGCGUCAGAUUCAGCUGUUAAACUAUUAAACCAAGCAUCAGGCUAUGGAGUUCUAGUUGGUGUUGGUGGUGGAUUUGCUCUUGGCAUGAUUUUCGUUACUUUCUUGUUGAGAAAAUACUUGAAAGAAGACAACACUAGUACUGAAACUUUUUCCGUGGCCAACCGAUCAGUGGGCACUUUGCUUAGUGCGUCAGCCGUUUAUUCAAGUUGGAGUUGGGCUACUGAGUUGCUUUGGUGCACCACCAUGGUCUACAAUUAUGGUAUUCAAAGUUCAUUCUACUAUAUGGCUGGUCUUGCUGUUCAGAUUGCCGUUAUGGCCAUGGUUGGUAUUCAUGCCAAGAAGAAGAUCCCCAAAGCCCACACCUCGUUGGAAAUUAUCGAAUUGAGGUAUGGUAAAACGGCCCAUAUUCUUUACAUGUUUCUUUGUCUUACCAACAACUUGUUGUCUUGUUCGAGUAUGAUUUUGGGGGCUGCCGGUGCCAUCUCAAUUAUUGCUGGUAACUUACACAUUGUUGCUGCCACUAUAUUGACAAUCUUUUCGGUCUUGUGUUAUUCGAUAUAUGGUGGAUUGAAAGCUACUUUCUUGACUGACUUUGUCCAUACGUUGAUCUUGUUGAUUGUGUUGUGUUACUUGAAUACGGCUGUUUUGAACAAUAUUGGUGGCUUGGAUUCCUUGUACGACAAAUUGGCAGCUAUGGGUGGCACGAGGGAAAUCCCAGGUAACUUUGAAAAUAGUUUUAUUACCGGAAAGUCUCAAGGAGCUAUUCUCUUUGGGUUGAUUUUAACAGCUGGUAAUUUUGGUUUAUCAGUAAUGGACAGUUCCUUCUGGCAAAAGACAUUUUCAGCAUCGCCAAGAGCCACUGUUCCUGCUUAUUUAACUGCCGCUUCGUUGAUUGCAUCCAACGUUUGGGCUUUAGGAUCAAUUAUUGGAGGGGCAGCAAUUGUGUUGGAAAGCUCGCCUAAAUUCCCCACCUAUCCUCGUAAAAUGACCCAAUAUGAAGUUGAUUCUGGGUUUGCUUUACCUUAUGCCUUGAUGGCUACUUUGGGCAAAGGUGCUGUUGGUGGACUACUAUUGAUUGUUUAUCUUGCCGUUACUUCAACAGUGUCGGCCCAAAUGGUUUCGGUGUCGUCAAUUCUCACCUUUGACAUCUACAAGAAAUACAUCAACACCAAUGCUCAUAACAAGUCUUUGAUCUUUGUGUCGCAUGUUGGGUGUAUCAUCUUCACUUUGGGAGCUGCUGGAUUUUCAAUUAUGUUGCAUUAUGUUGGUGUUAAUAUGUCUUGGUUUGGAUACUUUUAUCCAUUGAUUAUUUGUCCUGGUGUCAUACCUUUGAUCUUAUCAAUUACUUGGGAUCGCCAGAACUGGUAUGCUGCUUUUAUUUCGCCAAUUUUGGGGAUUGUGUUUGGUUUCAUUGUGUGGACCACAACAGCGUAUAAAUUGUUGGGUGCUGUCAACAUUACCACUUUGGGUGGACAAUUGCCUGCAUUGUAUGGGGCUUUAACGGCUUUGUUCUUACCGGGAAUUUCAAGUAUUGUUAUUUCCUUGGUUUUUCCUCAGAAAUUUGACUGGCAAGUGUUGCAACAUGCCCAUCUUUUGGUUGAUGAAGAUGUAUCAAGUGAGAAUUCAAUUGGUGAUGUUGAUGUUGAGGAGAAGGAUGGAUCAGAGACACCUGACAGACACCAGGGCAAUGCAGUUGAAAGACUUGAUGGUGGUAAAGAAGAAGUCGAUGUCAACGUUGAAUCAGAUCAAUCAUCAUCUUCAAAUAAGUUGGAGUCGCAGGCUCCACAACUAGAUCUUGAUCAAUUGACACCAAAACAGUUGGAUUUCUGGAUAAACAUUGCAACAGGGGCUGCGCUUUUCAUAUUGUUGAUUACGUGGGUGUUGUGGCCUUUGCCUUUGUAUCGUGAUUGGAUUUUCAGCAGGGCAUACUUCAAGGGUUACGUAACCGUUGGUUUGAUUUGGUUGUAUGCCACUUUGCUUAUUAUUGGAAUCGGUCCCUUGAUUUCAGGCAGACACACAAUCGCCUUCAUAUUCAAGAGUGUUUAUCGUGAUUAUAUAAAGAGAGGAUGA